UUAACUUGGUUUGACUUUCGUUUAGCCACAACUGUACUGUACUGUACUGCAGAUCCUCACUUGGGCGGCGAGUCUGAGAAGGGCUAACAUGGACGACGUGAUCAAUGAGAAUCUCAUUGACAGUUUCAGACCAAGGUUGAAGGUCUUUAUCUCAGUGGAGCCGGUUCUGGAUCGUCUCCAUUUCAUCAGUGCAGACCAGAGAGAACGUCUCAGACAAAAGGCCAAAACGGACGGCAACUCCGCGGCGGUGGACACCCUGAUCAGUGCCGUCCUUCAGAAGCCUCACCCGGAAGGCUGGUUCCAGGCUUUUGUGGACGCCCUAUCCAACGCCGGGUGCGAACAAGCGGCGGACUACAUGAGGGCCAAGCUGCCCCACCCGAAAGUGGAAGCGGAGAACGACUACUGCAUGCGGAUGAUUGACAUACUAGUACCCAGUCUGCUCGAUAUGGACACCAAAGAAGUCUGCACGCAUUGUUUUUCCAGGGAACUCAUCACGGAGGACGACAAGGACACGAUCCUUCGCUCGGCAGACACCCAGGGACUCAGAGAUGCAGCUCGCGAACUUCUGAAAAGGAUUGUGAGGCGUCAGCCUGGAUGGUACUCUGAAUUUGUCCAGAUUUUACGUGAAACUGAGCACCAGUCCUUGUAUGAGCUGAUGGGAGGGUCAUGUGACUGCGAUACCACAGAUUUAAAAGCACCAUCAAGAGAAGUUGAGACAACAGGAAACAAGGCUGUGAUGGACAGUCCAGCAGAAAGUUCUGCUAGUCCGCAGGGUUUGGAUGACUACAAGGACAUGGAGGCCACGGAACUUAGUGACUCAGGUGGAGCAGCCGGCGGCCCAGAAGGAGCUGUGAUUGUUCUUCGGGAUUAUCAGAAGGAGGUGGCUCAACCUGCCUUGGAGGGGAAAAACAUCAUCAUCUGCCUCCCGACCGGAAGUGGUAAAACCAGGGUGGCGGUUUAUGUUACCACUCAACAUCUGGCGCGCAGGAGAGCGGAGGGGAACACGGGGACAGUGGUUGUUCUGGUCCACAAGGUUCCUCUGGUGGAGCAGCACUACGCGACAGAGUUCCAGCCCUUUCUCAAGCACGCGUACAAAGUGGAAAGAGUCAGUGGAAACUCCUUGCUCAAAAUCUCCUUCACAGAGAUCAUGAAGAAGAACGAUGUCGUCAUUUGCACGGCCCAGAUUCUGGAAAACUACUUGGAGAGGUCGGUCAAAGGAGAGGACGAGGGAGUGCAUCUAAAGGAUAUUAGCCUGAUCAUCAUAGACGAGUGCCAUCACACUAAGAAGGGGGAGGUGUACAACCAGGUGAUGAUGCGUUACCUGAAGCAGAAGGAGAAGAACAAGAUGCUGAAGAAGGAGCAGAAGGAGACGCUGCCGCUACCUCAGAUCCUCGGCCUCACCGCGUCACUCGGCGUAGGGAACGCCACCAGACUGGAUGCAGCCGAGAAGAACAUUCUUCAGAUUUGUGCCAACUUGGAUGCCUCCCAAAUCCUGACUUCCGAUCUUGGAAAUUACAGAAAUGAACCAGGCAAACAAAUUGUUCUUGUUGAGGACAAAGAGAAGGAUCCCUUUGGUGAUGUCAUCAAGAGAAUCAUGAACAUUAUUCAUACGUAUGCCAACCUGAACCCCAUCUGCCAGCUUGGCUCUCAGAACUAUGAACAGUGGGUGGUCCAAUACGAGCGGCAAGCUGCCAAAGAGGAAGACCAAAGAGUGCGCAUUUGUGCGGAGCACCUUCGCCGGUACAACGAGGCCUUGCAACUCAGCAACACCAUUCGCAUGUGUGAUGCCUUCACUUUCCUGGAGAAAUACCACGAGGAGGAGCUGAAGAGUAAAAUGAGCCCUGAUGAUGAACACGUCAUCAACAUUACAGACACUGAAAACAUGCUCUUCAACUUAUUCCAAGACAACAAGCAAGAGCUUGAGGAGCUUUCUAAGAACCCAGGCUAUGAAAAUGACAGCUUGUCGAAGCUACGAGUUAGCAUUCUACGACAGUUCAGCACCAGGGAGGAACCCAGGGGGAUCAUUUUCACCAAAACCCGCCGCAGCGCCAUGGCUCUCAAUCAGUGGAUUCAGGACAAUACCAAGUUUGCCGACAUCGGCGUGAAGGCGUCGUACGUCAUCGGAGGAGGAGACCAGAGUGUUGUCAAGCCAAUGACGGCCGCCGAGCAAAAGGACGUGCUGAGUAAAUUCCACAUCGGUGCUGUCAACCUGCUGAUCGCUACCUCGGUGGCAGAGGAAGGUUUGGACAUACCAGAAUGCAACUUUGUCAUCUGUUACGGCCUUGUGACCAAUGAAAUCGCUAUGAUACAGGGCCAGCUUGCAGGCCCCCAGCCCUGAUUGGUUGAUCAGAGCAAAAGCGUUCAACAAGCUAAGUUGAGGAUGAUGUUAACAUGUCUGGUGAGUAGAGUUUUUAGGAUGUUGUGUGUUGAUCAGAUAAAUAUCGAUUCUGUGCCAUAUGUGCUUUCUCACAAAGCCACUGUGUUUACGCGGGUUAUAUUUGUCUGAGCAAUGACUCAUUAAUGCUCCACUUUGCUUGCAGAAAUGAAAGUCAGGCGUAUUGGUCAGAAGGGUUAAGUAUAAUGUAAUAUAAUAUCCUAAAAUCAUUAACUAAUAAUAAUAACAAUAAUAAAUCAUCACAAUAUAAACUUAUCUAAAUUAAUCAAAUGUCUUGUAUUCUUUAUGCUGUGAUAUCAAAUACACAUUCCACACAUUAGGACACCUAUCGGAUCGGUAUUGCUGAUACCAGCCGGACUUUUUCUCAGUAUCGGCAAGAUUAGUGGCAUCGCACAUCACUGCUAGCCAGCAUCCAAGAUACUUUAGCACUUUGUGUCUUCCGUUUGUUUAAAAAAAUCAUCUUAAAAAGGAGUUGGAAAUAAAAUGAUUUACUAAAACAGAUGUGAAGGAAUGUGAAGGUUUGGAAUGUGUCGUGCACUGACACACUUCCCAAUACUCUUCAUCAUAAAACCUCACCUGUUUCUUUUCAACUUUGCAUCAGUGGGACUUCCAGAACAAAUGCAUUCUGGUAGUCCAAUUGGUUGCGGGAGGAACGUGAGCAAGAUAUUCUAGCAUACAUUUCCGCUUUUCUCCAGAGGAAACCAUGUGAGUCGUGUGGUCUACUUGACAACCCCACGUACCGUUUACUGCAGCUGCCUAUGAUUUGUGGCGUUCUGCUUCCAACAGUGCAAAAUCUUAAGUCUUGUCAUUUUUCAACUUGUCUUGAUCAGGAGUGUGUGUGUGUGUGUGUGUGUGUGUGUGUGUGUGCGUGUGUGUGUGUGUGCGUGUGUGUGUGUGUGUGUGCGUGUGUGUGUGUGUGCGUGUGUGUGUGUGUGCGUGUGUGUGUGUGUGUGUGUGGGUGUGGGUGUGUGUGUGUAGGUGGGUAGGUGUGUGUGUGUGUGUGUGUGUGUGUGAGAGUAUAUACAGUGUUGUGAAAAAGUGUUUGCCCUUCCUAAUGUUUUAUUUUUUUUGCUUGUUUGUCCCACUUCAAUGUUUCAGCUCAUCAAACAAAUGUAAAUGUUAGUCAAUGACAACACAACUGAACACAAAAUGCAGUUUUUAAAUGAAACUUUAUUUUUUAUUAAGGGAGAAAGUAAAUCCAAAACUACAUGGCCCUGUGUGAAGAGGUCAUUGCCCCCCCCGUUAAAACAUAACUUCACUGAGAUGAAUUAAGAUCUAUGAGUGUGGAAAAGGUUCUAAAGCCAUUUCUAAAGCUUUGGGACUCCAGCCAACCACAGUGAGAGCCAUUAUCCACAAAUGACCAAAACAUGGAACAGUGGUGAACCUUCCCAGGAGUGGCAAACCAAAAUAACCCCAAGCGCGCAGCAACGACUCCUCCGAGAGGUCACAAAAGGCCCCACAACAACUUCCAAAGAACUGCAGACCUGACUUGCCUCAGUUAAGGUCAGUGUUCAUGACUCCACCAUAAGAAAGACACUGGGCAAAAGUUCCAAGACCAAAACCACCACUGAACAAAAACAACAUUAAAGCUCGUCUCAGUUUUGCCAGAAAACAUCUUGAUGAUCCCCAAGACCUUUGGGAAAAUACUUUGUGGUCUGACAAGACAAACGUUUAGCUUUUUGGGAGGUGUGCGUCCCAUUACUUCUGGUGUAAAAAUAAAAUAUGCUGGUGGAAGUGUGAUGGUCUUCAGGACCUGGAAGACUUGCUGUGAUAAAUGGAAGCAUGAAUUCUGCUGAAGGAGAAUGUCCGACCAUCUAUUGGUGACCUCAAGCUGAAAGCAACUUGGGUUCUGCAGCAGGACAAUGAUCCAAAACACACCAGCAAGUCCACCUCUGAAUGGAUGAAGACUUUGGAGUGGUCUAGUCCAAGUCCUGACCUGAAUCCUAUUGAGAUGCUGUGGUAUGACCUUUAAAAGGCGCUUCAUGCUGGAAAAGCCUCCAAUGUGGCUGAAUGACAACAAUUCUGCAAAGUUCCUCCCCAGCGCUGGAAGAGACUCAGUGCAAGUUGACUGCAGUUGUUCUGCUAAGGGUGGCCCAGGCAGUUAUUAGGUUUAGGGGGCCAUCACUUUUUCACUCCACUGUGUAUAUACGUGUAUAUCAUGUACAUAUUUUGCAGGCUCGAGGCAGAGCUCGGGCCAAGGACAGCAGUUACAUUGUGAUCGAGGUGAAAGGCUCUGGAGUGACUGAGAAGGAGACCAUUAACGAGUACCGGAAGGACUUGAUGACUCGAGCCAUUGCCAGAAUCCGAGAAUUCCAGCCUGCGGAGU
Dunckerocampus dactyliophorus (ringed pipefish) is the source of this 4721-nucleotide messenger RNA. It is a transcript of the gene ifih1, whose product is annotated as interferon induced with helicase C domain 1. NCBI's taxonomy places the organism in Eukaryota, Metazoa, Chordata, Actinopteri, Syngnathiformes, Syngnathidae. The transcript has 12 exons. Bases 89 to 2338 code for a protein of 749 amino acids. Gene Ontology annotation, biological process: response to virus; positive regulation of interferon-beta production; innate immune response. Gene Ontology annotation, molecular function: ATP binding; double-stranded RNA binding; hydrolase activity. The record is from RefSeq and is a predicted model, not a curated record. Gene Ontology annotation, cellular component: cytoplasm.